UUUCUUAACCACAUAUCGAUCAUAGAUCUCCAUCUCGUUCUUUAAAGUUCAAAACUUUCCUCCUCUUUUCCUCUCAAAUCUGAAUCUAAGAGCAGACUCUGUUUCUGAGUCUUGUUUGCCAUGCGAGAAAAUAUGAUCGUCGAGAAAGAAGUUCUGGGUUUGAGUCUCAGCUUGAGUUUUCCUCAGAACCCUUCUUUGCAUCUCAACCUUUCAUCGUCUUCUCCAUCCGGGUUAACCCUUCAGAAACCGGUUUGGAACGACGCUACUCAUGGUUCCGGGCUUUUGCAUGCAGAUCUCAACUCGGAAUCUAGCCGGCCGGAGAUGAAAUCCUUUCUACGAGGAAUCGAUGUGAACAGAUUGCCGUCGACGGCGGAUUGCGAUGAGGAAGCAGGAGUCUCGUCCCCAAACAGCACGAUUUCGAGUGUAAGUGGAAAGAGAAGCGAGAGAGACGGUGGAGAGGAGCACGAACUCGACAGAGCCUCCUCUCGCGGCAUCAGCGACGAGGAAGACGGCGAUACUUCUAGAAAGAAGCUCCGGCUUUCCAAAGAUCAGUCAGCAAUCCUAGAAGAAAGCUUCAAAGAACACAACACUCUCAAUCCAGUAACAGUUUUCGUUACGAGAUUCACUCACUAUUUUCAGAUGGGUGACGCGAGUCGGAUUCGUGGUUUUCCAAGUUUGUUAAGAGCAAAAGGUGGAGUAGAACUUAGGUUAUCCCCGAUCCUCGGCGAUUCCCCAGGGUCUAAGAAUUCCUCCUCAGCGUUUCCAAUUUCUGGAAAGUUUUCUCAUUUUCCGAUUUCAUCCAUCAUUCAUCACACUGCCACCGUUUCCGCCGCCUUCCUACCUUCCGAUCAACCCUCCUCUGCCUUAAUAUGGUCUUGGUUUCUUCCAGAAAUCGCUAUUCUGUAAUUCGACAAUUGAUUCCUACCUUUCUCCUUUGCUGUUGCUCAAAUUCGGGGGAUUAGGGUUUCUGUUUGAGGACUCUGAAAUUUUCCUUAUUGUUGUGUCUUGUUAUAGAUAAAUUAGGAGAUUAGGGUUUUUAUUUUUAUUUUUUUGCAUAUUUGGCUUGGCUAUAGAAGUGAUUUUUUUUUUUUUUUUCUGGGGCUAUGUGUAUUGAAGAAUUGAAAGGGGAAGAAGAGGGGGUAGAGAGAGUUGGGGAAGAUGAAAGUAGGAACCUUUGUUCAAAGGGCAGUGCUUUGGUCACCAAUCAUAGUGUUGUAAUAUUGGAUACUAAGAGAUUAUUGGUAGGGGCUGGGGCUCGUGCGUUAUUUUACCCAACCCUGCUCUACAAUGUUGUUAGGAACAAGUUUGAACCCGAGUUCCGCUGGUGGGAUAGGGUUGAUGAGUUUAUUCUGCUAGGUGCUGUUCCUUUUCCUUCUGAUGUUCCUAGGCUAAAGGAGCUUGGAGUUCAAGGAGUAAUCACUUUAAACGAACCAUAUGAGACUCUGGUCCCGACAUCGCUUUAUAAAAGUCAUGGCAUUGACCAUUUGGUGAUUCCUACACGAGACUACUAUUUUGCUCCAUCAUUAACCGAUAUACAGCAAGCAGUGGACUUCAUUCAUCGAAAUGCUUCUCAUGGUCAAACUACAUAUGUUCACUGCAAAGCUGGUCGUGGCCGGAGUACAACCAUUGUUUUAUGUUACCUGGUCCAACACAAGCAGAUGACACCUCAAGAUGCAUAUAGUUAUGUGAGGUCCAUAAGGCCAAGGGUGCUUUUAGCCCCUUGCCAAUGGCAGGCUGUUCAAGAAUUCUACCGUCUUAACUUGAAGGGCAGCAACAUGGCUGACCUGGUUAUAAAGACUCCAAAGUAUACUCAAGAUCUUUUGGCCUUCGAUGAAGGCUCUGUGGUAGUGGUAACAGAAGCCGAUCUUGACGGCUAUGAUCCAUCUCUUGAAUCUACUGCUGUUGGAAGUGAGAUAUGGGCAGAUUUAAGAAAGGUCGACCGAGUUAGGGUUG
Molecule: messenger RNA, 1953 nt
Organism: Rubroshorea leprosula
Lineage: Eukaryota; Viridiplantae; Streptophyta; Magnoliopsida; Malvales; Dipterocarpaceae
Source: the annotation of a GenBank genome assembly